GGCAGCGCUGAGCGCAGCCCCGUCUGCCAGCAGCCUCAGCAGCAGCUCGUCUGGAUCCGCUCCGCCGCGACUCCGGAGGCCCGCUUUCUUCCCCGUUUCCAGGAUUUAUCUCUGCACCAUGGGCGACAAGAAGAGCCCUAGCAGGCCGAAAAGACAAGCCAAGCAGAGCGCCGACGACGGCUACUGGGACUGCAGCGUGUGCACCUUCAGGAACACGGCCGAGGCGUUCAAGUGCAGCAUCUGCGACGUGAGGAAGGGCACCUCCACCAGGAAACCCAGGAUAAACUCCCAGCUGGUGGCCCAGCAGGUGGCUCAGCAGUACCCAAUGCCUCCCCCGCCCAAGAAGGACCGGAGAGAGAGGAGCGAGCGCACGGACAAGGAGCGCCCAGACGGCGAAGGAGAGCGAGCCGCUGGAGAGGGCCCCCCCCUGGUCGUGCGUCCGGAGGCGGUGAGACCAGAGGGGGACACGCCUGAGAAGGACAAGAGCGACAUCAUCGAGCAACCCAUCAAAGACAAACCCGACAGAGAGAAGGAAAUCAGUCCAACUGUCACAAAGAAGCCCAGCAGCAAAAAGACCAGACCCAAAUCAGACAACCAUCAGAGUCCCCCCAGUGACAAACAGAGCAUACAGUCUGGUAAAUCAGCAACCAAGACCAACAAGAACUCUCACAUUUCCAGGCCCAAGCUGAAGAACAUCGACCGGAGCACGGCCCAGCAGUGGGCCAUCACGGUGGGGAACGUGACGGUGAUCAUAACGGACUUUAAGGAGAAGACCCGCUCCUCAUCCACGUCCUCGUCCACCAUCACGUCCGGCGCGGGCUCCGAACAGCAGCACCAGAGCUCCGGCUCCGAGAGCAUGGACAAGGGCUCGUCGCGGGCCUCCACCCCCAAGGGGGAUCUCUCUGUCGGCCAUGACGAGUCAUUCUGAGGACACCCCCACCUCCCCAGCUCCCCGUCGUCCUCUCCCCGUCCUCCACAACCAUUUCCUCCCUGUGUUUCCGGACAAUAUGGAUCCCAUAGGGGGAGAGAUGUCCCUUCCCUGCUGCUGCCCUCCAUUCCUGCCUCCACCCCACUACCCCCCCCCUCCACGGAUGCUGACAGGAGCUGCUUGCUGAGAGGAACAGUGUGAAGCACCUUUCAGGAACCCCCUGCUAGGGGAGCUUGGCUCGCCGUAGGCGGAGAGAGACGCCCCCCCCCCUCCCAGACCCCUAACAGUAGCAUCCAUACACCUGUAUGUAUUGUUUUAUAUCUGUACGUGGAUGUGAGGCCAAGUUGACUUUUGUUUGGUUUUUUUUUUUGUUCUUUUUGUAAAGAAGAAUUUUCCGCUGGGCACAAUAACCACCACCAUUUUAAUAACUAUUAUUAUCCUUAUUUAUUACCUGUUGCACCUGUAUACUUUGAUAUUCUCCUUUUUUAUGUUGAAGCUUUGCUGCGUAGCUCUGCUGACUGAUCGUUCCUUCAGUGUUUUUAUUACAUUGAAAAUGUUGAGACGACACGUGAACUCACACACACACACACACACUCACACAAACACACACACACUCACACACACACCACACACACACACAUGCGCGCGCACACAUACUGGUGCUAGAUACACUGUGAAGCGGUUUUGCAGAUCUGGGACUGCCCGUUCACGCAAUGUGACAAAGUGCUGACGAAUCAAAUUCUCAUUCACUUUUUUUUUUUCAACAACACUGUCUCUUCACCUGAACACUGUCCAGACCUCGUGGGGUCUGCUCGUCUGUGCAUGUGGGUGUGCUUCGCGGGAGCGUCCUCCGAAGCUCCCGCGCCCCGACUUCUCAUCUGAUUUAGGUUUCUGGCAGAUGAGGAGUCUCUCAUGUCCUUGAUUGUACAGUGUGGGCUGUUGUGUAAAACACUAAAAAGCUGUUGCAUUCCCUCGUUCAAUAUCCGACUCUCCUGACUGAAGUGGGAGCCGCGUUGCUCGGCGUUCAGGCCGGAAGGGUUUUCCUGUUGUGACUGAAGGAUGUAGUUCCACUUGGUGAAACCAAAUCGAACUGUCAAGCUGUUGAGCUGUUGUGAAUCAGUUGAAGUUUUUCUUUCUUUUUCCUUUUUUUUUUUUUUUGUAUGUAGUCUUGAAUCUUCAUCUUCUCAACACAGAAGACAACAAAGGUUUGACAAUUCAAUUGACUUGUUUUUAUUUGUACUAAUUUAAUAAGACUCCUGUCCUUGAAGGCAACAAUCUUGCAGUACUUAAAAGAAUAUAAUUGUCCUUUCAAUUUUUUAACAGCAAGGCUUAUGUAAGGGUUUAUAAUUCACUUCUACCUUAGCUGAUAAUAGACCAACCUAAUUUCCUUUCAACUGUAUUAAAUUGUAUAAAGAAUAAAUGUGUAUAUGAUAUCUUAGUUUUAUUUAUUGAAGGACCAAAGGAAUUUCAUAUUGACAUGAUAGUAGACGGAUGAAUAACAUUUUGAAAUGCAAUUAUCUAAUGUGAGAUGAAUAACAGUUUAAAUAAAGACUAAUAUAAUCCAUGUAAACGGUGUUCUUAUUGUCCACUCAUCUGUGUGUGUGGCUAAACGGGCGGAGAUUUACGCGCUGUGGGCCGAGGAAACUGAAAGAAAACCGCCGGGCCCUUCCCGCCCGGCCCCCCCAGAGCAACCAAACCCGGCUCAGGCGAGGCUCGGACCCCCUCGCUGCCCCGACUCACCUCGUCCGGCUUUAACGCGCUGCAGUUUCACACGUAGGGAUAAUAACCGUGUCGUAAACCAUGUUCCACGUAGGGGAACGGUUUCAUUUGACUCUUCUGCUUCUGAGCUGUCGUGAACAUGUAAUUAUGUACUUUAUUGCAAACAAAUAUGGAGUCUGUGUUCCAAGUGGGGGAAGCGAUGUGAAUCCACGGGCCUUUUUUGGCCCAGGUGUUACCGCUCUGUGAUGUCACGAGCUCGGACCGGGCCUAGAAACUAAACUAAAGCCAUCUUCUCACCUGCCUUAUCUGUACCCACCUUCACAUGACCGAGUACUCCAGCAGAGGGGAGUCCUUGUUAAUUAUGUACAAAUGGCCAUUUGUUGACUUUGUGUAUUAUUGCUUGUAUAUAGAAAUUUGAGAAAUUGCAGAAGCAAACCCUAUAAAAGACGGCGUUGGAGGUGCAGUCUUUGGUUUCCUGUUUUCCUUCCGCGCAAGCAGUUCUGUUCUUGUGUGCGACCAGUAACCUUAAUUUACUGUGUAAAGAUGGUUACAUAUUUUAGCUUUGUUUGUCAGAGACAUGAAUAUCGGAUGCUUGUUUACUUAUUGUAUAACCUUAAACGUGAACUUCUAAUUAAGUGUAUGAUACAGACUCAUUUCUUCCUAUAACAAUGUGUUGUACAAUGCUUUUAAAGUUAUUGCUCCGUUUAAAAGAAAAAAAGACCAAAAAAAAUAAAUAAAAAAAUAGGGACAGUACAAGGAUUCCUCCUUUGUUUAAUCCAGUUGUAGUUUUCUUUUUGGUUAUGUUCAAGUUUUACUCACUGACGUGUCAUUGUUUCCCGUGUGAACUGCUCACAUUAAGUUCCUGCUGUGGAAAUGUUUCUGGCAUGUGCACGACUUUGCGCUUAUCGCUACCCUGAUCUUUUCCCUCUGCUUCAAAUAGAAAUGUCUAUUUAUGAAUUUUGCUUGUAGUUUUUCACAAAU
Messenger RNA from Cololabis saira (Pacific saury), 3628 nucleotides. RefSeq names its product RING1 and YY1 binding protein b (gene rybpb). The record is from RefSeq and is a predicted model, not a curated record. Lineage: Eukaryota; Metazoa; Chordata; Actinopteri; Beloniformes; Belonidae. The transcript is spliced from 5 exons. Bases 119 to 928 code for a protein of 269 amino acids. Gene Ontology annotation, cellular component: nucleus. Gene Ontology annotation, molecular function: DNA binding; transcription coregulator activity. Gene Ontology annotation, biological process: positive regulation of DNA-templated transcription.